Messenger RNA from Symbiodinium necroappetens, 1305 nucleotides. The record is from the annotation of a GenBank genome assembly. Lineage: Eukaryota; Dinophyceae; Suessiales; Symbiodiniaceae.
AUGAAUCCGGAGAAGGCCCGAGAUUGCAAGCCCUACCGGGCCACCUUCGCACGCAUGUUCUGCGACCUGCACUGCGUACGGGAUGCUGUCAUUCGAGGCGACCGGACGAUCCUCCGGAACUUGCAGAAAGCCACGGACGUCACAAAUGGCAACACCGAGAAGCUUGCGGGGUGGAUUGUGAAGACGGCGCAGCUGGAUGCGGGUUGGCUGGGGGAGAAGAUUGAUCACCAGUCUUUGGUGCAGGGCAUCGAGAAUAAGAAGGAGUUCACGGCGAUCAGGGAGAUGAUCGAAGGCGGCGACAAGAAGGAGUUGUUCUUGGCCAUCAACCAGCGCACGAAGCAGAUGCAAUCUGAGCUGGCAGGGUACGCCGAGGGAGCCUCGUUCAGUCAAGCUGCUACCCUGGCAGCAAACGAUGCGCUGGAAAAGUUUGCGGCGGAUAGCAAGUCGUCGAUUCGAGAUGGCAACAGCACGGAGCACGCCCUAAAGGCCUUCAACAGCCUGGUCACGCUGAGGUCCAAGCUCAGGUCUGUGGCAGAUAAGCACAGCAAGGCCGACACGGUUGCAAUGUCAGUUGUGGAGGGGGCUCGCCAGAUGCAAGAGAGCCUCAAGUUGCAGCGAGAGACCUUGGGCAUCUACCGCAAGAGGAGCAACGCCACGCGGCAAAUGUUCCGCUCGAGGUCCGGUGCUGAGCAGCGCGAGCGACAUGCGAUGCUGCUGGACCUGGACCGUGUUUGGUGGAAGAUCCGCGGAGCGCUUGACGACUACAUCGACGAAGCUGAAGACGAGAUCAGGGGCUACGACUCCGGUGUCCAUGCCUUGACGCAGUACGAGAAAUGCAGCGUCGACUUCCAGAGCUUGCUGGCGGUCUACAAGCAGACCAUGGCAGCAAGCGAUCGCUCUCACAGGGCGCUGAAAACGACCUGGCGCCACGUCUCGAACCUGCUGGGGGAGCUGGCCUCUCACAUUGUCGACGGCGAGGCGUUCGAUACCUUCUUACAACAAGAAGGUUGUGAGGGCUCCGUGGCUGAUGGGGGCUUGACCGAGCAAACGCUGCAGCAAGUCCGAGAUGCCUCAGCCGGAAUGAGGAUGCUUUACGACCGCUUUGAAGUCGCGGACCUGGCGUCGCCGGACUUGAAGACUGUUGAGGAUGCGGUUGAACGCAUCAAAGCAAGCUUCAGCGAAGCGACGGAGAGGGUCUGCAAGAUUAGAGGAGAGAUUCCGAACUGGUUCCUGCCCCAUAUCGACCUGGAGAAGGAUCAAAAGCAGAUGGACUCGGAGAUCGCACUGCUGGAAGAGGCAAGGUAA